This is a messenger RNA of Zootoca vivipara (common lizard), 1149 nucleotides long. It is a transcript of the gene NFU1, whose product is annotated as NFU1 iron-sulfur cluster scaffold. Gene Ontology annotation, cellular component: mitochondrion. The record is from RefSeq and is a predicted model, not a curated record. Gene Ontology annotation, molecular function: iron-sulfur cluster binding; iron ion binding. NCBI's taxonomy places the organism in Eukaryota, Metazoa, Chordata, Lepidosauria, Squamata, Lacertidae. Gene Ontology annotation, biological process: iron-sulfur cluster assembly.
GAGGGGUCCUUCGGUUGCCGCCCCUCCGAGAGGGAGAGGGAGCAAGAUGGCGGCCGCGAGGAGGUUGGCGGCAGCGGCGGGACUGGGCAGCCGAUUCUGCCACUUGGGAUUCAAAGGGGUGAACAUCACAGCUAAACAACCCCUACACAUUGCCUCCCAACAGAUCCUGCUCCUUCCUCCCACAGUACUACAGAUGAAAGCGAGAUCUAUGUUUGUUCAGACACAGGACACUCCAAAUCCAAACAGCUUGAAAUUUAUCCCAGGAAAGCCAGUGCUGGAAUCUAGAACUAUGGAAUUCACCUCUCCAGCUUCCACAUAUUGUUCACCCUUAGCAAGGCAGCUCUUCAGGAUUGAAGGAGUUAAAAGCAUUUUCUUUGGAACAGACUUCAUCACAGUCACAAAGGAAAAUGAAGAAGUGGAUUGGAACUUAAUAAAACCAGAUAUUUAUGCAACUAUUAUGGAUUUCUAUGCUUCUGGCUUACCUGUUGUUACUGAAGAGGCACCUCGUACAGACACAGCUCCAUCUGAAGAAGAUGAUGAAGUUGUAUCAAUGAUAAAAGAGCUCCUGGAUACUAGAAUAAGGCCAACAGUCCAGGAAGAUGGUGGGGAUGUCAUCUUUAAGGGCUUUGAAGAUGGGAUUGUGCAGUUAAAACUGCAAGGCUCCUGCACAAGCUGCCCCAGUUCUAUCAUCACCCUGAAGAAUGGGAUACAAAACAUGCUGCAGUUCUAUAUUCCGGAAGUAGAAGGUGUGGAACAGGUUGUCGAUACCGAAGAAGAAGAAGAAAAAGCAAAGUCUCAACCUAAAUCAGGGAAAGCUUUGGACUCUUAAGGAAAAAUUAUUCUCCAAGCUGAUUUGUCUAAAUUAUCCGCUGUUGUCAACACUUUUCCCAGACACAGGACUGUUUCCUUCACUGCUUCAUGGUUCUAAGAAAAAUAGUGAAAAGUAUUCUUGAAAGUGUGGUUGUCUGUUUGCUGCUAUUCUUGUAAACAAAAAGAAGAAAAUGUAUAGAUUUUGUUUGGACAGAAUAUGACAUUUAUAAAAUAUUUCCCCUCUCUGUUGUUUUUAGGUAGCUUCUGUGGUGACCUACAGCCCAUACUGUUGGAAGAAUUAUGUAGUGAUAAAUACUGAUAUAAAUUAUUGCUUUAUUA